ACAUUAGUAAAAAUUCUAAAAUAUCAAUCAAGUUUUAAUAAUAUUUGUAAAUAAAAAUAAUCCAAAAUGAGGUUAAAAUCGAUGUUUUUAGAUAAGCUAUCAGAUAAGGUUGGAAUAAUUAAAAACCUCUCAAACAUUCAUAUUUCUUAUAAACAUAGCGAAAAACUAUUCGCUAUUUCUACUAAAAUCUGCACAGCACAUAGGAACCAACGACUAGCCCAAAGUACAAAUCUUACGAACGAUAACGUUGAGAUUGAAAGAAAUGUACUCAUAAAAAAAAUUAUAGAUAACUACAAUGAAAUUAUUACGCCAGAAAAUUUAACCCCUAAAAAUGUACUCGUGGAUUUUAGCUCACCAAAUAUAGCUAAGCCUUUUCAUGUGGGUCACCUGAGAUCGACGAUAAUAGGAAAUUUUAUAGCUAAUAUAAACAAACAUUUUCAAAACAAUGUUACCAAACUGAACUACUUGGGAGAUUGGGGCACCCAGUUUGGUCUACUACAGUAUGGUCUAAAGGCAAAGAACAUUGACAUAAACGAAAUCACAAGUAAUCCUAUCAGCAGCUUAUAUCAAAUUUAUGUUGAAGCUAAUGAAAUGUCACAAAAAGAUGAAAGUGUACACGAUCAAGCAAGGAAAUAUUUCACAGACAUCGAGAGGGGGGAAACAAGCUUAGAGAUCUGGGAAAAGAUUAGGCAGGUUACUGUUGCCGAGCUUGAAAAAAUGUACUCAAGAUUAGGAAUCAAAUUUGAUGUCUACCAUUGGGAGUCCGACUACAAUAGUAAACAUAUACAAGGUAUUAUAGAGAUGUUGGAAAAGAGAAAGAUCUGGUUUGUAGAUGAGACUGGCAGAAAAGUAGUAAAAGUAAGAGAUAAAAAUGUGACUGUACUUAAAAGUGACGGUUCUACACUGUAUAUAACAAGAGAUAUUGCUGCCCUACUGGAUAGAUACAAGAAAUUCAAUUAUGACAAACACAUUUAUGUCGUUGAUAAAGCGCAAACUGAUCACUUUAUUGCACUUUUUGAUAUUGUCAGUAAGAUAGACGAAAAGUCUGUAGCUGGCUGUGAGCAUAUUAAAUUUGGAAGAAUAAAGGGAAUGAGUACAAGAAAAGGAAAUGUAAUCUUCCUCAAUGAUGUUUUGGACGAAGCAAAACAUAAAAUGUGUGAAAAACAACUUCAGGCAAAAAAUACAAGGACAUCAGCAAUGAACGAAGAGACUUGGGAUGUAUUAGGCACAACUGCAGUUGUUAUCAAUGACUUGAAGCAGAGGAGACAAAACGAUUAUGAAUUUGAUUGGGAUAAAGCAUUGCAAAGUGAAGGGGACAGCGGCAUAAAACUACAGUAUCUUCACUGUAGGUUGUGGAGCUUGGAGAAUAAAUGUGGUGUGUCACCAGCAGACACCUGUGAACCCGAUUGCUUACCUGAGGAAAUUGUAGGCACUGUUGUAGCUGAACUGGUUAAGUUUCAAAGUGUCUUGCAUAGAGCAUACACUGAAAAUGAAGCUUGUAUUUUAGUCAACUACUUAUUUAGGCUGUCUAGACACGUCAAUAGAAUGUUUAAUGAACUUAAAGUCAAGGAUAUUGAUCCUUAUGUUGGAUCACAGCGUUUGCUUGUAUUUAAGACUGCAAGAGAGGUUUUAAAAACUAGUCUAGAGAUAUUAGGCGUAAAACCCUUGAAUGAAAUGUAAAAUAAAAAUAUUUUAUUUUAAGAAA
Aricia agestis (brown argus) is the source of this 1705-nucleotide messenger RNA. RefSeq names its product probable arginine--tRNA ligase, mitochondrial (gene ArgRS-m). The transcript has 3 exons. Gene Ontology annotation, cellular component: mitochondrion. NCBI's taxonomy places the organism in Eukaryota, Metazoa, Arthropoda, Insecta, Lepidoptera, Lycaenidae. Gene Ontology annotation, biological process: mitochondrial translation; arginyl-tRNA aminoacylation. The record is from RefSeq and is a predicted model, not a curated record. The coding region runs from base 67 to 1680 and encodes 537 amino acids. Gene Ontology annotation, molecular function: arginine-tRNA ligase activity; ATP binding.